Messenger RNA from Ceutorhynchus assimilis (cabbage seed weevil), 927 nucleotides. The record is from the annotation of a GenBank genome assembly. Lineage: Eukaryota; Metazoa; Arthropoda; Insecta; Coleoptera; Curculionidae.
AUGUCAUUAAUCAAGUUUGUGACACAAUACUUAAUUAAGUCGUCACCAAAGCUACCACCGGAAAAAGUUCUUUGGAUAGCCGGAGGCCUUCAAGAUGGAAGUAUGAGUAUUAAGGUCAAAAAUUCGGGAGUUACUGUCGAUGAAUUGUUACAGUCUAAUCAUGAAGAAGCUGAUACCCGGCUUAUUUUUCACUUAGUGCAUAGUUCCACUGGGAGCCCCAUUGUUGUUAAGUCAGACGACACUGAUGUAUUGGUUUUAUUGAUCUAUUUCUAUUGGAAUGACAAAAAGUUAAAUGCAUCGGAAAUCUAUAUAGAAAAAGGUCACAACACUACAUCUACUAAUAAAAAACGAUUUGUUCCUAUUCACUUAAUUGCGCAGAACUUACAAAAGCCAAUUUCGGAUGGAUUACCAGCUUUCCACGCCAUAACCGGAUGUGAUACCACUAAUUCCUUCUUUAAAAUUAGAAAAAAAUCUGCCUGGCAAAUAUAUUUUCGGAACCACCAGCAAUUUCACCUGCACUCUUUUGGAAAAACCUCUAUUGAACAAGGUCUGGACUCUGCUAGAAAGUUUACUCCAUCCUUAUAUAGAAACGAUAAAUGUAAAGAUUUAAACGAAGUUCGACAGAAAAUGACGAAGGAAACGAAAAAGUCUGCAUGUUAUUAUCAAGUUCGUCUCUGGACAAUGAGUCAUAUUGGCUUAGUUGAUAGAUUAGGAUUAGACCCGAAAAAUUAUGGAUGGACAAUUGAUACAAAAACUGCCUUUCGCCAAAAUUCACCAAUAAGACGCCCAUUCCAGAUGAAAUACGAAAAGUUAUUAGCCUAUUUUGUACAGAAAAGAAUUGCAACAAUAGCAAAUGUGCCUUGCACUAACAUUGAGGUCGUAGAGUUGUUAGACGACGCUGAAGACGACUUAUUAGAGUUUUGUUAA